AUGCUGACUCUAGGUUGUAUUGCCACCGGCUUUACGCCUGCCUCCCUCACCUUCAAAUGGAAGGACACCGACGAGAAUGCCUUGACUGACUUUGUCCAGUACCCGGUUGUCCAGACCGGUGAAAAGUACAUGGGAGUCAGUCAGCUCCUCGUGAAGAGAUCAGACUGGGAUGAGAAGAAGACUUUCCAAUGUGCCGUGGAACAUUCAGCUGGCUCAAAGGAAGUGAUAUUACAGAAACCAGGUAAGUCUCAUUUAUAAAUUGACUGAUCAAUUUAUUUAAUAAUAAUAAUAAUAAUAACAAUAAUACAGUAUUAGGUUAGGGUAACUUAUUAUUAUCCAUAUUCAUCUACACGUAUUAGGAUAGUAAAAACAUAUGACGAUCGAUUCGCAGAUUAUUAGAUUCGAUAACAAACCGAAUUUGUAAACAUGAUUCUGUCAAAAAAUAAAUAUCAACGCUGAUAAACUUGUGAAGUAUGGAUGAAUUGCAAAUGGUUUAGUUGUAUAAUUCCAUUGCUGCUAUUCGAAAUUACAAUGGACUACUACUGUACAAUAGGCUGCUUGUAUAAAGCAUAUUGUGCGUUCACGUGUAUAAUAAAGCGUGUAUAAAUAAAGCGUGUGUAAAAUUAUUGGACCAAUUAAUCCAUCUUUAGAGUCUACUUCAGAAAACUCUGUACCUUAGUAGGCCUAGCCAUACAGUAAAACACCUUGUCUGAUGAGAUACCUGAUGCAUGUUUAAAGUAACAAAUGUGUUAUAGGAUGAAUAGAAGUGGCUAACAACAAAUGCAUGAUUAGGCCUACAUCUUAAGAUAGUUGAUGACCACUUGAAGAGCUUUGCAGAGCUGAUAAUUGCUUGCUGGAACAUUUGUGUCACUGUCACCAGCUAUAAAACAAGCCAUUUAGGUAUGAGUCUGAUUGUGGUGUAGGUGAUAGGAUAGGAUGAGGGUUGGAACGGCGGUAACUUGCCCAUGCAUUUGAGUCGUUGGGUAAUUAAGCCAUGUCUCCCCAGCACAAAGGUUUGAGCCCUGUUUGCUUUCCUUCGCCUGCAUAAUCCUUUUAUGUCCACAGUCUUAACUCCUUGAUCACUUCAAUAAUUGAACCAUAUUUGUAUUGUGGCAGUGUAUUGCCCUUACUUGCCCUGGGACUACAGGUGCAGAUUCGCUUGUGGCUAACCCCGCUACUUUUGCAUGGAUGUUGCAUUAUUGUAAUAUUGAUGUUGAUUAAUGUGCACUGUCCCCUAUAAAUAAAUAAAUAUAGGCCUACACAUUGAUUGGUUGACAGAUUUAAGACAUAAUACAUUCAUAAGCAAUUGACACAAUUCAAGUCAAUUUAUGGACAGAGCUUUGACCUUUCCAUCUCCACCACUGCAACACUCCAGAAAUACACGCACAGUAGAGCAAGCACAGUAGAACAGCAAAACAGGUUAUGAAAGUGCAUAGUUUAAAAGUUGGUAGGAGUAUUGUGCAUGAAAAUAGCGGGACAUGAUUCCCACAGGGGCCCUGCAAUAUCACCAAUUGAUUGUACACAUAGAAGCCAUAUUAACACUUUUCCAUUCUAGCAUACUUGUUCCUCUCUCAGCAUCUGCAUAUGUCUGUUAACAUGUAUAUGAAGAGUUUAUUUCUUAAACACUAUAUCCACACAUUCUUCCACUUUUGUGGUUUUUCACCAGAAAUUAUUUCUUAUGGCUACCUUCACGUGUAAAAUAUUACUGCCCCCAGUUUUUUUCUUUAGCAAUUUUAUGUGUGUAGUAAAACGGGUUUUUUGCAAAACGCUGUAUAUCCAUUGUUUAGCUGUAAUGGAAUAUUCGUAUACUGUUAAUAUGACGGAUAUGUGGUUGUCUCACCUAGCUAUCUUAAGAUGAAUGCACCAAUUAUAAGUCGCUCUGGCUAAGAUAUUCUGCUAAAUGACUAAAAUGUCAAAUGUAAAUGAUCUAAUCUAAUGUAAAUGAUCUAAUCUAAUUUUACUGUAUUGAUUCAUUAUUUUAAAUUUUUUGUAUUGAUGUCACAAAUGUAUAAUUUGUACAGUUCUUUAUUAAAAAUGUAAUUAUUUGUUACAUUUGACUGUAUAAAACCUAGCAGUACUACUUAUUCUCUGAGAGUGGGGCUGAUAUAUAGCGUUUUGCAAAAAAACAACAUGAUUAUAUGUCUCUGAAAUGAACACAUUAAAUGAUAGAUCUCAAACAAACACGUCUGUAAUUGCACAGCCCCAAUCCAUUAUUACAUGGUGAAAAAACACACCAAUCUAGUUCAUUAGUUCUUUAAACAACAGCAGCUCAUUUAGAAAAUGGAUAUGUAGCGUUUUGGAAAGAAACUCUUCAUAUGUUUUGUUCAUCAGCUUCUGCGUUCAUAUAUGUGUAUGUUUGUUUUUCAGUUGAGCCUCAGCCCGUCUCCCCGUCUUUUUAUGUAAUGACCCCCUCAAAAGAGGAGAUGCAAGACAAUCAAACAGCUUCCUUUGCCUGCUUAGCAAGGGACUUUUCACCCAAAGAUCAUGAGAUUACAUGGCUGAAGAACAAUAAGCCAAUAGCCAAGGGGGUGACAAACUUCUGUCAGGAUGAAAAGAAGGGAGAACAGAACACCUUGUACAGCGCAACCAGCUUCUUGAGCGUCGGCGAGACUGAGUGGACAGAUGGGUCAGAGUAUACCUGCCGCUUUGUGCACAAAUCUGGAAACCAGACCAAGACUGUGAAGUACUCCUCUGGUGAGUAAAAUCCAUCAAAAUGUCCCCUCUUGGUAGCUAUGAUACACACUAAAACAGUGCUCAGAGAAGGUUCUGUUCAACAUGCAUUAUUUAUUUCAUUAACUUCAAACACUCUUUUGGUAUCAGGUAUUGUCCAGGGACAGCACUGUAUCAGCUGGUCUCUGUUUUAUAUAGUUUGGUAUAUAUAACUGCUAGUUUACAUUUUGCUAAAUUACUGACCAUGAGAAAUACCCCAUGAAUAGAAACAAUAAUCAAAACAGAAUGUAUUUAUUUUAGUGUUGAUAGGGGGAUGAUGCAUUGAAUUACAAAUGUUUUAAACCUCUUCCCUGUGUCCUCUUACAAUAGGUGCAGUAUGUGACACUCAUGUGGAAUUCCAAUUCAUUGAGCCAACUCCAGAAAACCUCUUCUUAGAUGAAAAGGUCCCCCUUGAGUGCAGGGUCACUUCAAAGCAAGCAGGCUUCCAGACCAUCAAAUGGAUGACCGAGGAUAAGAAAAUCCUCCAUGAAGAAUAUGACGAACGUGAGGGACGUUCAAUCACUGCCAAGAUUCUAAUCAGUUAUGAGGAGUGGCGUAAUGGGACAACAUUCAUCUGUAGUGUGGAGCACAAAGAUCUUCCAUCUCCAGAAGAGGAAUCAUACCGAAGGCAGAAUGGUGAGGCACCCCAUUUUAAAUUCAAAUUCAAUUACUGUAUAAUAAGAUACGUUUUUAUUUAUUUAAUUUUUUAAUUGACAUACUUGUGUAAUGUUUGUGUUUUAAAACUAGUCAUUUUUCAAGGUGAUGGUGUAGUUUCUGAAUCACAUAGUGGUUGUGAUUAGCCUUUGGUGUUAAGUACAAUAUAUUCCAAAGAUCUUCCAUUUGGUUAAAUAGAUAACGUAUGGCAGCACAUGUUUUUACAUCAUAGCCCCCUUUUACCUAUUUUCUCCCCUUAACACUCAUCAUGCGAUGAUAUUGCACACAUUUGAAAAGUUGUGCAAUUGCAGAUGGCUCAUUGCCACUCCUUAACUAUAGGAUAACCCAAUCAGCACAACGUGUCGCUCCAAGACAUUUGAACAGAUAUCUUACUGAGCUUUGACAGAAGGCAUAACUGUUCUCUUGUGCUUCUAGGUGAAAUGGAAAAGCGUCCAUCUGUGUUUCUUUUGGCUCCUACAGAAGAAACUAGCAGUGGUAUGGUGACCCUGACUUGCUACGUCAAGGACUUCUACCCCAAAGUGGUUUUAGUUGCUUGGCUUGUUAACGAUGAACUUGUCACAAUGGAUUCAACAAAGUACCAAUACAACACCACUAGUGCUAUUGAGACAGGAAGGACAUAUUACUCAGUAUAUGGUCAGCUCACCAUGAGCAUGGAUGAUUGGAUGGUGGAUGGUGAGGUGUAUAGCUGCGUAGUGUACCAUGAAACCAUUCCGAAGUCCACAAAAAUGCUUGUCAGAACCCAUGACAGAACCUCAAACAAACCCAACCUAGUCAACCUCAGCUUGAAUGUCCCUCAGUGCAAGGCCCAGUAGAGGAUGUGUUGCCUUGUGUUGUGUUGCUAUGUGUUGACCCUAUAUGGUUGUUUGUGUUUGUGUUUGUGACAUGACAUGAUGUGUGUCUUUUAAGUGCAGAAUCAAAAUCCAAAUAAAAAGAUUGAAUCAAUAAACCUGUUGAUGUAUGUCCUGUGCAGUUCCUACUCAUGUCUGUCCCGUCCCCCCACUUUUGUGCAAAGCAGAUGGUUAGUUAGAGCUUCAGUAUCUCUCUUUGGGGGAAAUGUCAGCUCUCACACAAGUAGAACUAACGGUAAAGAGACAAUACAAGUCAGGCAUAGUCUUAAUGCAUUACAUUUACAAUGAGGUCAUGAUUAUCAUGCAAUAUAAGUCUAUCUGGAAUACAGUAAUGGUGGACACUGAAUAAUGUAAUAGUAUAAAGCUUAUUUUGCACACCUAGCUGUAAUCUAGCACGCAAGUGAUAUCCACUCACAUUCUUAAAAUGUUACCCUGAUGACAGGAAUGAGCUAUGGAAGUGUAGCGUUAGCAUUAGCAACACAGUUGACUGCUGAUUCAGAUAUUCUCCUCGUGUCUAUGGUGUAAUCAGAUGUAGUGCAUUGAACUUGUUCAGGUGUUCCUGUCUUCUUGUUGUUUGGCUUUGUGUGCUUCUGUUCCCUCUACUGUGUCUCACCUGUAGAAAUGCUAUAUGUAUGUUCUAUUGAUUCAAAUUCUACCACCAUGGGUUUGGAGACAGAUGAGAUAUGAUUAGGGUUCGUUCACAAGAAGCAAGCCAAGCCAAGAAGAAGUUGGAAGUUCCCAUUGAUCGGCAAGUGUGUCGUUUGGCCAAAGCAAGUUAGGGUCACCUUCACUGCUGGUUUGAUAUCCUCACAUUUUAGAUUUUCAAUGUGUUGCAUGCUUUCAGUUAUAACUUAGUCAUUGGAGGUGAGGCAUGCACAAGUCCAAUAAAUACACAAUGCAUGCUUUAGAUUUCUUUCUCACAUCCUACAAAAUAUCACAGUAUUAUCUGAAACACAACUAUGAUUGAUACCGGAGACAGCUGUACUAUGCAAGGUUUCCCAUAAAACAGUUAAAAGUAUGCCAAUUCCAAAAUCAGCCCCUAGCCCCAAACCUAUGACACUUCUUGAAAGCCCCUUAGCUCUCACUUGUACAUGAAGGCUACAUGCAAUACUCCCCCUAGGUAACAAUAUGAAUGGAGCUAUGGAGAAACUAUUAUUAGAACUAAGAUCUAUAACACAUUUUUUAGGAGCCAUCAAGAAGUGUCCAGAAGUUGGGACUUGGUUUAGAGCUUCUUGUCUGUUAGCGACCGCGAAGUGGGUGAUGAGGUGAGGCAGAGAAUUGGGGAGAGGACGGGCGGGGAGAUCCCCGAUCCGAUGUGAUUGAUGCCCCCCGUUUGGCCCCCCCCCCCCACCCUCACCCCUCCUCCCGAACCAACCUCGCCCACCCCCACCCCUCCUCCCCUUGCCCCGCCCCACGCAUAUUGGGCCCACAUGGGAGGGCCCCGCGUCAAGGGCCCCCCGUCUUGACCCUGCCUAGACACUUGUUUCAUAUCCACAUGCAGAGUGUUCGUUUGACUACUGUCAUGCCGCCACACCACUACACAUGGCGACCACCCCAUCUACCCCACCCCUUGCCAGGGACACAGCCCAUGCCCGGCGGGAUCGACCGCGCGAUAACAGACCUUCACCUUUAUAAUGAUCAUCCCCCUCCUCCUACUCUGCUGUCUGGCGUUGGGAAAAUGCCAUCCAGUCAAAAAAAAACAUAAAACCAAAAAAAGAAAAUGCAAAAAAAAAAACAUUUGAAGUUAAUUUGACAAAAGCAGUAUUCCUUCUAGCCAUGACCGGAGUGUGGGAAGGGUAGUAAAAGGAAGACAUUUUGUUUUUGAAAGUUCCAUAGUCUGUGUGGUUGCAUUGUUAUGUUUAUGUAUGGUUCCACAUUCAAACAUACAGUCCAUUUAUAAGUGGUAGAACUUUCAGUAACAACGUGAACAGAUUCUAGCAAGAUUAGAAUGUAUACAUUCUUUACUUGAUGCAAUUCUCUGCAAGAGGCAUAAUAGUGAGAGAGAAUACAGUAAUAAGCUAAAUAUACUAUAUAUAACUUACAUUUUAACAAUAUUAUUUUACAGGCUAUAUUUUUGAAGUGUCAGGUAAUAAAAAUGUAUAAUUGCAUCGAAAUAGAUGUCACAAUUAUUGUAAGUAAUUUUAGUGAACAAAUGUUUGCUUCUUUUUUCAGGUGAAAUGAAGAAACUGUGUUUGAAGUAUUUGAAAAACGUAUAACUUUUCAUACUUCCAUUUAUUUUAUCCAUACAUAUAUUGUAACUGUUUUCCUGCUUGUCUUCGUUGUUGCUUUGGUUUGAAUAGUUCAACUGUAGAGGUUAGAUUUGUAAAUAUUUCAUGGUGCCUUUUUACCCUAUUAAGAUAAUAAAAGUUGAACUGAAGUAAACUACAGUGUAUUGUUCUUCCUUUACCAUUGCUCCAUCCAUUACCUUCUACCCCCAAGCCAUAAGACUGCUAAACAGUUCAUCAAAUGGCUACCCAGACUAUUUGUAUUGACCCCCUUUUUACGCUGCUGGUACUCGCUGUUUAUUAUCUAUGCAUAGUCAGUCACUUUACCCCUACCUACAUGUACAUAUUACCUCAAUUUGUACAUGAUUUAUUGUCUUACUAUAAAAACAAUUCUGCAUUGUUGGUUAAGGGCUUGUAAGUAAGCAUUUCACGGUAAGGCCUACACCUGUAGUAGAUACAAAUUUGAUUUGAUUUGAGAAAUACAAUGCAGCUGAAAGGUUGUAUUAUAAUGUUUUAUAAAUAUUGAAGAAACACAUUUCUUAUUUACGGUUUAAUUAGUAUACUUGUUGUUUAAAAGUUAUUUUAGAACUGUGUGGCUGUUGUGAUGUGUGGCUGAAUCUACAGUAACUAAUCUACGUUUUCUAUUUGCUGGAUGCUGCGUAUUGGGUUCUGCAUGAACACAUCUGGAAUCAGUGGGCCUUGCUACACUUGGUAUGCAAAAUAUUCUGAAAUAGCUUGAUGGGUUGUCAAGAAAACAAAAAUGUAACACCAAGUGGUAAGAAGUUACAUAACAGAAGUAGAGAAGAGAACUCUUAUUUAAAUAGCUCGGAAACAUGCAAAUGGAAACCGAUUUCCUUAAGCAGAACCAGACCUCACACCUGGCUUCUGAUACACACGGUUGCUCAGCAACAUGUUUCACUUCUGUUUUUUUGGAUGCUUUUUUGGGGAUCAGGGUGUUUCCCCACACUUCAGCCUGCUGCAUUCCCUGUUCGCUGAGGCCUGUUCUGCUCUAACACCUGCGUUUCACAACCCUCCAACUCCACAUCUGACCACUACCACUACCAGCUCUCAGGGCCCAGCCACCCAGCUACUUAAUAGGUCCAUAGCUCCAUCUAGGCUAUGUUACAAUUCAUUACACUGAGCCCAGGCCUGGAUUUAAUACAUUGGGUUACUUAAAACUGCAGAAACAAAGGUAUGAAGAAUUUGAUUCACAGUUUACAAUCUGACUUUGGUUUACAAUUUUACUCCUCCUUCCACCUUGCAUUAGUGCAACGGGUCAUUCCUCCAAAAAUCACCCUAAAUCCUCUCUGGGAGGAAGUGGAGGGAGGAUCGAAGGUGGGACUCCUCUGCAUCCUGAGUGGGUUCUACCCCGAUGAGCUGAGUGUGGAGUGGCUGCUGGAUGGCAAGGCUCUGACCAACUCUCCAGUCCAGCGGAAGCUGCAGAGUGUAGAAGUUGAGGAGAAAACUUUCAGCCUGAGCAGCCAGCUGGAGCUGGACCGGAGCCAAUGGACUCAAGGGUCAGAGGUCACAUGCAAGGCCACCCACAAUGCAGCACAAGGACCACCUCCAGGACCACCAGUCUCCAGGACCACAAGCAUUUGCUCAGGUGGGUUUCAGUGACAGCACCGUGUAUUGGUCCAGAGGAUGGGUAUAGAAAAGUGUACAAUUGAAAGACAUAGUAACAAUCCAAAUCUGCAAGUCUUGUGACAUCUCCAUCUGUUUUCCUCACAGCGUUUCACUCGUCUACUCCAUCCAUCCACCUGGAGACCCCCAGAUUCAGGACAGUGAUGACACAGACUGAGGUAACAGCUACAUGUGUGGUCCACUCUGCGUAUGAUGCCAAAGUGACCUGGCUUCUGGAUGGAAAAGACCCAACCAGCAGGACCCCAGUGAACCAGGCCAGCAGCACAACUCAGAGUAUCAGCAGUAACCUGACUCUUCCCUCAAGCCAAUGGAAAACCCUGAACACAAUAACAUGCAGAGCUGAACAUCGCUGCUUCAAGCCCACACAGAAGACCAGUAAUGUUAAAGGUUAGAAUGGAACUUUGUGAUCAUAUACACUACCGUUCAAAAGUUUGGGGUCACUUAGAAAUGUCCUUGUUUUCCAUGAAAACAUACAUGAAAUUAGUUUGAAUAGGAAAUAUAGCAAAAUGAAUAGGAAAUGUAGUCAUUGACAAGGUUAGAAAUAAUGAUUUUUAAUUGAAAUAAUAAUUGUGUCCUUCAAACUUUGCUUUCAUCAAAUAAUCCUCCAUUUGCAGCAAUUACAGCCUUGCAGACCUUUGGCAUUGUAGUUGUCAAUUUGUUGAGGUAAUAUGAAGAGAUUUCACCCCAUGCUUCCUGAAGCACCUCCCACAAGUUGGAUUGGCUUGGUGGGCACUUCUUACGUACCAUACGGUCAACCUGCUCCCACAACAGCUCAAUAGGUUGAGAUCCGGUGACUGUGCUGGCCACUCCACUAUAGACAGAAUACCAGCUGACUGCUUCUUCCCUAAAUAGUUCUUGCAUAGUUUGGAGUUGUGCUUUGGGUCAUUAUCCUGUUGUAGGAGGAAAUUGGUUCCAAUCAAGCGCCGUCCACAGGGUAUGGCAUGGCGUUGCAAAAUGGAGCGAUAGACUUCCUUCUUCAAGAUCCCUUUUACCCUGUACAAAUCUCCCACUUUACCACCACCAAAGCACCCCCAGACCAUCACAUUGCCUCCACCAUGCUAGACAGAUGGCAUCAAGCACUCCUCCAGCAUCUUAUAAUUUGUUCUGCGUCUCACAAAUGUUCUUCUUUGUGAUCCGAACAUCUCAAACUUCGAUUCGUCUGUCCAAAACACUUUUUUCCAAUCUUCCUCUGUCCAGUGUCUGUGUUCUUUUGACCAUCUUAAACUUUUAUUUUUAUUGGCCAGUCUAUGUAGAUAUUCCAUUACAAAUCAGCCAUUUCCAGCUACAAUAGCCAUUUACAACAUUAAUAAUGUCUACACUGUAUUUCUGAUCAGUUUGAUGUUACUUUAAUGGACAAAAAAAUUGAUUUUCUUUUGAAAACAAGGAUAUCUCUAAGUGACCCCAAUUUUUGAACAGUAAUACUGUAUAUACAGAGAGAAGUACAGCAAAACAUUGUCUUCUUACAAUCCUACCACAUAAAAAGGUAUGAAGAAUUUGAUUCAAAGUUUACAAUCUGACUUUGGUUUACAAUUUUACUCCUCCUUCCACCUUGCAUUAGUGCAACGGGUCAUUCCUCCAAAAAUCACCCUAAAUCCUCUCUGGGAGGAAGUGGAGGGAGGAUCGAAGGUGGGACUCCUCUGCAUCCUGAGUGGGUUCUACCCCGAUGAGCUGAGUGUGGAGUGGCUGCUGGAUGGCAAGGCUCUGACCAACUCUCCAGUCCAGCGGAAGCUGCAGAGUGUAGAAGGUGAGGAGAAAACUUUCAGCCUGAGCAGCCAGCUGGAGCUGGACCGGAGCCAAUGGACUCAAGGGUCAGAGGUCACAUGCAAGGCCACCCACAAUGCAGCACAAGGACCACCUCCAGGACCACCAGUCUCCAGGACCACAAGCAUUUGCUCAGGUGGGUUUCAGUGACAGCACCGUGUAUUGGUCCAGAGGAUGGGUAUAGAAAAGUGUACAAUUGAAAGACAUAGUAACAAUCCAAAUCUGCAAGUCUUGUGACAUCUCCAUCUGUUUUCCUCACAGCGUUUCACUCGUCUACUCCAUCCAUCCACCUGGAGACCCCCAGAUUCAGGACAGUGAUGACACAGACUGAGGUAACAGCUACAUGUGUGGUCCACUCUGCGUAUGAUGCCAAAGUGACCUGGCUUCUGGAUGGAAAAGACCCAACCAGCAGGACCCCAGUGAACCAGGCCAGCAGCACAACUCAGAGUAUCAGCAGUAACCUGACUCUUCCCUCAAGCCAAUGGAAAACCCUGAACACAAUAACAUGCAGAGCUGAACAUCGCUGCUUCAAGCCCACACAGAAGACCAGUAAUGUUAAAGGUUAGAAUGGAACUUUGUGAUCAUAUACACUACCGUUCAAAAGUUUGGGGUCACUUAGAAAUGUCCUUGUUUUCCAUGAAAACAUACAUGAAAUUAGUUUGAAUAGGAAAUAUAGCAAAAUGAAUAGGAAAUGUAGUCAUUGACAAGGUUAGAAAUAAUGAUUUUUAAUUGAAAUAAUAAUUGUGUCCUUCAAACUUUGCUUUCAUCAAAUAAUCCUCCAUUUGCAGCAAUUACAGCCUUGCAGACCUUUGGCAUUGUAGUUGUCAAUUUGUUGAGGUAAUAUGAAGAGAUUUCACCCCAUGCUUCCUGAAGCACCUCCCACAAGUUGGAUUGGCUUGGUGGGCACUUCUUACGUACCAUACGGUCAACCUGCUCCCACAACAGCUCAAUAGGUUGAGAUCCGGUGACUGUGCUGGCCACUCCACUAUAGACAGAAUACCAGCUGACUGCUUCUUCCCUAAAUAGUUCUUGCAUAGUUUGGAGUUGUGCUUUGGGUCAUUAUCCUGUUGUAGGAGGAAAUUGGUUCCAAUCAAGCGCCGUCCACAGGGUAUGGCAUGGCGUUGCAAAAUGGAGCGAUAGACUUCCUUCUUCAAGAUCCCUUUUACCCUGUACAAAUCUCCCACUUUACCACCACCAAAGCACCCCCAGACCAUCACAUUGCCUCCACCAUGCUAGACAGAUGGCAUCAAGCACUCCUCCAGCAUCUUAUAAUUUGUUCUGCGUCUCACAAAUGUUCUUCUUUGUGAUCCGAACAUCUCAAACUUCGAUUCGUCUGUCCAAAACACUUUUUUCCAAUCUUCCUCUGUCCAGUGUCUGUGUUCUUUUGACCAUCUUAAACUUUUAUUUUUAUUGGCCAGUCUAUGUAGAUAUUCCAUUACAAAUCAGCCAUUUCCAGCUACAAUAGCCAUUUACAACAUUAAUAAUGUCUACACUGUAUUUCUGAUCAGUUUGAUGUUACUUUAAUGGACAAAAAAAUUGAUUUUCUUUUGAAAACAAGGAUAUCUCUAAGUGACCCCAAUUUUUGAACAGUAAUACUGUAUAUACAGAGAGAAGUACAGCAAAACAUUGUCUUCUUACAAUCCUACCACAUAAAAAGGUAUGAAGAAUUUGAUUCAAAGUUUACAAUCUGACUUUGGUUUACAAUUUUACUCCUCCUUCCACCUUGCAUUAGUGCAACGGGUCAUUCCUCCAAAAAUCACCCUAAAUCCUCUCUGGGAGGAAGUGGAGGGAGGAUCGAAGGUGGGACUCCUCUGCAUCCUGAGUGGGUUCUACCCCGAUGAGCUGAGUGUGGAGUGGCUGCUGGAUGGCAAGGCUCUGACCAACUCUCCAGUCCAGCGGAAGCUGCAGAGUGUAGAAGGUGAGGAGAAAACUUUCAGCCUGAGCAGCCAGCUGGAGCUGGACCGGAGCCAAUGGACUCAAGGGUCAGAGGUCACAUGCAAGGCCACCCACAAUGCAGCACAAGGACCACCUCCAGGACCACCAGUCUCCAGGACCACAAGCAUUUGCUCAGGUGGGUUUCAGUGACAGCACCGUGUAUUGGUCCAGAGGAUGGGUAUAGAAAAGUGUACAAUUGAAAGACAUAGUAACAAUCCAAAUCUGCAAGUCUUGUGACAUCUCCAUCUGUUUUCCUCACAGCGUUUCACUCGUCUACUCCAUCCAUCCACCUGGAGACCCCCAGAUUCAGGACAGUGAUGACACAGACUGAGGUAACAGCUACAUGUGUGGUCCACUCUGCGUAUGAUGCCAAAGUGACCUGGCUUCUGGAUGGAAAAGACCCAACCAGCAGGACCCCAGUGAACCAGGCCAGCAGCACAACUCAGAGUAUCAGCAGUAACCUGACUCUUCCCUCAAGCCAAUGGAAAACCCUGAACACAAUAACAUGCAGAGCUGAACAUCGCUGCUUCAAGCCCACACAGAAGACCAGUAAUGUUAAAGGUUAGAAUGGAACUUUGUGAUCAUAUACACUACCGUUCAAAAGUUUGGGGUCACUUAGAAAUGUCCUUGUUUUCCAUGAAAACAUACAUGAAAUUAGUUUGAAUAGGAAAUAUAGCAAAAUGAAUAGGAAAUGUAGUCAUUGACAAGGUUAGAAAUAAUGAUUUUUAAUUGAAAUAAUAAUUGUGUCCUUCAAACUUUGCUUUCAUCAAAUAAUCCUCCAUUUGCAGCAAUUACAGCCUUGCAGACCUUUGGCAUUGUAGUUGUCAAUUUGUUGAGGUAAUAUGAAGAGAUUUCACCCCAUGCUUCCUGAAGCACCUCCCACAAGUUGGAUUGGCUUGGUGGGCACUUCUUACGUACCAUACGGUCAACCUGCUCCCACAACAGCUCAAUAGGUUGAGAUCCGGUGACUGUGCUGGCCACUCCACUAUAGACAGAAUACCAGCUGACUGCUUCUUCCCUAAAUAGUUCUUGCAUAGUUUGGAGUUGUGCUUUGGGUCAUUAUCCUGUUGUAGGAGGAAAUUGGUUCCAAUCAAGCGCCGUCCACAGGGUAUGGCAUGGCGUUGCAAAAUGGAGCGAUAGACUUCCUUCUUCAAGAUCCCUUUUACCCUGUACAAAUCUCCCACUUUACCACCACCAAAGCACCCCCAGACCAUCACAUUGCCUCCACCAUGCUAGACAGAUGGCAUCAAGCACUCCUCCAGCAUCUUAUAAUUUGUUCUGCGUCUCACAAAUGUUCUUCUUUGUGAUCCGAACAUCUCAAACUUCGAUUCGUCUGUCCAAAACACUUUUUUCCAAUCUUCCUCUGUCCAGUGUCUGUGUUCUUUUGACCAUCUUAAACUUUUAUUUUUAUUGGCCAGUCUAUGUAGAUAUUCCAUUACAAAUCAGCCAUUUCCAGCUACAAUAGCCAUUUACAACAUUAAUAAUGUCUACACUGUAUUUCUGAUCAGUUUGAUGUUACUUUAAUGGACAAAAAAAUUGAUUUUCUUUUGAAAACAAGGAUAUCUCUAAGUGACCCCAAUUUUUGAACAGUAAUACUGUAUAUACAGAGAGAAGUACAGCAAAACAUUGUCUUCUUACAAUCCUACCACAUAAAAAGGUAUGAAGAAUUUGAUUCAAAGUUUACAAUCUGACUUUGGUUUACAAUUUUACUCCUCCUUCCACCUUGCAUUAGUGCAACGGGUCAUUCCUCCAAAAAUCACCCUAAAUCCUCUCUGGGAGGAAGUGGAGGGAGGAUCGAAGGUGGGACUCCUCUGCAUCCUGAGUGGGUUCUACCCCGAUGAGCUGAGUGUGGAGUGGCUGCUGGAUGGCAAGGCUCUGACCAACUCUCCAGUCCAGCGGAAGCUGCAGAGUGUAGAAGGUGAGGAGAAAACUUUCAGCCUGAGCAGCCAGCUGGAGCUGGACCGGAGCCAAUGGACUCAAGGGUCAGAGGUCACAUGCAAGGCCACCCACAAUGCAGCACAAGGACCACCUCCAGGACCACCAGUCUCCAGGACCACAAGCAUUUGCUCAGGUGGGUUUCAGUGACAGCACCGUGUAUUGGUCCAGAGGAUGGGUAUAGAAAAGUGUACAAUUGAAAGACAUAGUAACAAUCCAAAUCUGCAAGUCUUGUGACAUCUCCAUCUGUUUUCCUCACAGCGUUUCACUCGUCUACUCCAUCCAUCCACCUGGAGACCCCCAGAUUCAAGACAGUGAUGACACAGACUGAGGUAACAGCUACAUGUGUGGUCCACUCUGCGUAUGAUGCCAAAGUGACCUGGCUUCUGGAUGGAAAAGACCCAACCAGCAGGACCCCAGUGAACCAGGCCAGCAGCACAACUCAGAGUAUCAGCAGUAACCUGACUCUUCCCUCAAGCCAAUGGAAAACCCUGAACACAAUAACAUGCAGAGCUGAACAUCGCUGCUUCAAGCCCACACAGAAGACCAGUAAUGUUAAAGGUUAGAAUGGAACUUUGUGAUCAUAUACACUACCGUUCAAAAGUUUGGGGUCACUUAGAAAUGUCCUUGUUUUCCAUGAAAACAUACAUGAAAUUAGUUUGAAUAGGAAAUAUAGCAAAAUGAAUAGGAAAUGUAGUCAUUGACAAGGUUAGAAAUAAUGAUUUUUAAUUGAAAUAAUAAUUGUGUCCUUCAAACUUUGCUUUCAUCAAAUAAUCCUCCAUUUGCAGCAAUUACAGCCUUGCAGACCUUUGGCAUUGUAGUUGUCAAUUUGUUGAGGUAAUAUGAAGAGAUUUCACCCCAUGCUUCCUGAAGCACCUCCCACAAGUUGGAUUGGCUUGGUGGGCACUUCUUACGUACCAUACGGUCAACCUGCUCCCACAACAGCUCAAUAGGUUGAGAUCCGGUGACUGUGCUGGCCACUCCACUAUAGACAGAAUACCAGCUGACUGCUUCUUCCCUAAAUAGUUCUUGCAUAGUUUGGAGUUGUGCUUUGGGUCAUUAUCCUGUUGUAGGAGGAAAUUGGUUCCAAUCAAGCGCCGUCCACAGGGUAUGGCAUGGCGUUGCAAAAUGGAGCGAUAGACUUCCUUCUUCAAGAUCCCUUUUACCCUGUACAAAUCUCCCACUUUACCACCACCAAAGCACCCCCAGACCAUCACAUUGCCUCCACCAUGCUAGACAGAUGGCAUCAAGCACUCCUCCAGCAUCUUAUAAUUUGUUCUGCGUCUCACAAAUGUUCUUCUUUGUGAUCCGAACAUCUCAAACUUCGAUUCGUCUGUCCAAAACACUUUUUUCCAAUCUUCCUCUGUCCAGUGUCUGUGUUCUUUUGACCAUCUUAAACUUUUAUUUUUAUUGGCCAGUCUGAGAUAUGGCUUUUCCUUUGCAACUCUGCCUAGAAGGUCAGCAUCCCGGAGUCGCCUCUUCACUGUUGACGUUGAGACUGGUGUUUUGCGGGUACUAUUUAAUGAAGCUGCCAGCAGAGGACCUGUGAGGCGUCUGUUUCUCAAACUAGACGCUCUAAUGUAUUUGUCCUCUUGCUCAGUUGUGCACCGGGGCCUCCCACUCCUCUUUCUAUUCUGGUUAGAGCCAGUUUGCGCUGUUCUGUGAAGGGAGUAGCACACAGCGUUGUACGAGAACCUCAGUUUCUUGGGCAUUCCUCGCAUGGAAUAGACUUCAUUUCUCAGAACAAGAAUAGACUGCCGAGUUUCAGAAGUUCUUUGUUUCUGGCCAUUUUGAGCCUGUAAUCGAACCCACAAUUGCUGAUGCUCCAUAUACUCAACUAGUCUCAAGAAGGCCAGUUUUAUUGCUUCUUUAAUCAGCACAACAGUUUUCAGCUGUGCUAACAUAAUUGCAAAAGGUGAUUCUAAUGAUCAAUUAGCCUUUUAAAAUGAUCAACUUGGAUUAGCAAACACAACGUGCCAUUGGAACACAAGACUGAUGGUUAUUGAUAAUGGGCCUCUGUACGCCUAUGUAGAUAUUCCAUUAUAAAUCAACCAUUUCCAGCUACAAUAUCCAGUUACAACAUUAAUAAUGUCUACACUGUAUUUAAGAUCAGUUUGAUGUUAUUUUAAUGGACAAAAACAUUGCUUUUCUUUUGAAAACAAGGACAUUUCUAAGUGACCCCAACUUUUGAACAGUAGUUUAUACAGAGAGGACUACAGCAAAACAUUCAGUCUUCUUACAAUCCUAUUGACACUGAAGCCAGAUUAAUGUUCCUUUCUCCUGUUGAUCUCUCUACUCUGUGGGUGUUUUCUCCAGGACCUGCAGUGAGCAGCACUCCCACAGUGCUGAUCAGGAGGUCUCUCCCAGACUUACUGAAUGGAGACAGUGCUGUGCUGGAGUGUGCCAUCACAAAUCUCUCCUCCAGUGACCUCUACGUCACCUUUCAGGCCAAUGGGGUUGAUUUCCCUGAGAAACAGUAUGUGGAUCUGCCUGCCUCCAAAGACCACCAUUCACUCACCAGACGCUUCUCUGUCCCCACAUCACACUGGAAAACAGACAGCACUUUCACCUGUAAAGUAAACCAAGGCUUCUCCAACAGCUGGGUGUCUAACUCCACAGGAAAGCUUUUUGGUGGGUGAACUUCUCUCGUCGUUACCUUAUGAUACCAUCUAAAUUUUUUAUGUAAUUAGGCCUACCAACAUUAAAUUAAGUUUCCAUUGUUUGUUGCAUAGUCUUAAUUUAGAACUCAAUAGUUCUAAAAUGGAAAAGUGUUUGUAUUGUUUCCAGGUGAACCGUCCAUGGAGCUUCUUCUAGUGCCCAGUGAGGAGACGUCAGGCUCAGGGACCCAGAAACUCAUAUGUUCUGGGUGGGGCUUCAACCCUCAGAUCAAGUGGCUCUCUGGGUUUGAACAGAGGUCUGCAGCAGCCUAUGAGAUUAUGAUGGGGGAAGACGAACGUGUGGCAGUAACCAGUCAUAUCACAGUAACACAGCAGGAGUGGAACCAGGGGAAGGACUUCACCUGUGAGGUCAUCGACAAGUAUCUUCAGAAAGAGGAACUUCAGAAAGUCAGGAAGAGCAUCAAUAGAUGUGCAGGUAGUUUUUGGUAUUAUGACAUAUACUAUCCUUGAGCAGUGAUAUAGGCCUAUAGCCUAACCAUCAUUCAGUAAUGUAGGCAUUCUUUAGAGCAAUAUCUGAACGUAGCUUAAAACACUCAAUUCCCUUUCCUCUCAGUGACUCCAAUAUCAUCUCAGAAAGUUGGGGUUUACCUACAGGGACCCACUCUUCGGAAGUUGAGUACAGAUGGACAGGUGCCUGUCACCUGCCUGCUGGUGGGUCCCAGCCUUGAGGACUUUUCUGUUAGCUGGAAGGUGGAUGGGGUUGUGGCUUCCCAAGGUGGGGUCAGAUGGGCCCCCAAGGACCAUUCCAAUGGGACACAGACUGUGCAGAUAAUGUUUAACGUGUCUGCGAGGGACUGGCAUGCACACAAACGUGUGUUGUGUGAGGUGAAGCACCGCUGCUCCAGCCAAGCCCAGGAGGAGCAUAUCACUAAAUGCAGAGGUAGGCUAAUUCAACACUCAAUUGGCACACAUAACCCAGAAUGCUGAUGUUGAUACAUACAUACAUCUUUGUGCAUGCUAUUGCAUCAGUGCUUAUCUGACAUAUUACUAAACAAUAUAUUUAUGUUACAUUUUAUUGAAUAGGCCCAAAAUCAACUAACUAAUCAAUUUUAUUUUCAUUUGUUUUGUCCCUCCAGAUCCCAAGCCACCCUCUAUAAAGAUAGUGAGACCAUCAGAUUCUGAUCUAUGGGGUUCAAAUAAUGCCACACUGCUUUGCUUAGUGUCUGGGUUCUUCCCCUCUGAUGUAAUAGUGAAUUGGGAGAAGGCUGGCAGUCGCCUACCUUUAUCUCACUACUCCACUAGUCCUUCAGUCCUUUAUGCAGGGAGAAGCACCUACGCCAUGAACAGUAGACUCAUCGUGCCCAGGUCCGAGUGGAAUCAGGACUCCAAUUACUCCUGUGUUGUCAGACACGAGUCGUCCGAGAGACCUAUCACCAGCACAAUAGCGAAUGUAUUUGGUGAGUGGACUGUUGAUUUGAACAGUGCCAUGAAUUUGAUUGUAAUAACAUGUACUGAUGAAUAGUAAUAAUGUUGGUUGAUGGUUGAUAAUGUUGUCUGAUGACUUGGAGAGUUUGGAUGAGAAAAACAACAGAGAUUUGCGGUUAGUGUGUCUCCCAGUCUGUCGCUCUAUCGUCUUUAACCUACAGUAGGUCUACAGAUAGGCUAUUCAAUCCCACAAACCCUUCACUGUGUCAAUAAUAUGGUCAUCAUGACAGAAAUGUAGGCUAGGUCAGCAGACCAAUCUUGAGUUGCAUAUAGAAUUAACCUCAGACUAUUUCCAAUAGCAAAAAAUGUAUAAACACCACAGAAUAACAUUCACUCAAUAUAUUGCUAAAUUAGUCAAAUUUGCUAACCAAAAUCGUAUUAGCGCACUGGUUAUGUUUAGCUAUAGCUAGCUAGCUAACCCAGCUAGCUCAGCUAUAUUGUUAUGCUAGCUAGUGCUUUAAUUUGCUCCUUUUUCUAACAAGCAAAACAAAACAUGGAAAUAUUUCCACGUUUAGCCAAUCAUUAUAACUCAUAAGUGUAAACAUGUAAAAAGUAUGCUAUUUGAUUUGAGUAGUUAAAAGGACAUACCGAUAUAUCCUUUCUUCUCAGCAAGUUCUCAACUCCAAGGUUCCAAAGUUUUGGUACCAAACUCACAUGCGGUCGAGUGCCGUGCGGGACUGAAUGUAAAGUCUAGACAGGAACAAACCAUUUCAAAUGCAAACCCUAGUGACACUGAUACAACACCACCACCAAUAAUAAUCUGCGUUAAUAGCUGCCAAGGAGCGGAUUCUGGAUUUGCAGUCGACAAGGGUUUCGAAAAGUAGAUAUACUGUAGCUACAACAUAAUAGUUUAUGGCUGCAGACUGCAGAGAGAGUCUAUGAAUGAUACAAUUCAGUAAGACGCAAACAUUGCCCCCAAAAAUUAAUAGCAUUUAGGGUACAAGGAGUUUCAGCACAAUGUCUCAAAGUAUGUACAUACUUAAUUCAGUCAUCAUCACUCAUAAAAAUCAAAUCAAAUAAAAGUUUAUUGGUCAUGUACACAGUUUUGUUUAUGUUAUCGCAGGUGCAGCGAAAUGUUUAUGUUUCUAGCUACAACAAUCCAGCAAUAUCUAGCGAUACAAUAAUAAUACAUAAUCUAAAAGUUAAAAAUUAAAACGUAUCAGAACGAGCAAUGUUUCAUUUCCCAUCCAUCAGGUUUUUCCCCAUAAUCAGAUACCUUUACCCCAGUUCCUGUCCUGCUUCAGCAUCCACCCUCAUUCAGUUUCUCUCUUCCUCUCCAUCCACCCAGUUUCUCUACCAGACUAUCAGUCAUGCUGCCCCCACUCUCCCCAGUCUCAUCCACUCCAGUCUCUCCCUCCCUGACACUCACUAUCUCUCUCUCCAGCCUCAGUGACCCACUCCGCACCAACAGCCACCCUGCUCCAGGGUCCCAGUGAGCUUGUCUGCCUGGUGUUUGGCUUCAGCCCUUCACACAUCAACAUCACCUGGCUGCUGGACGACAUCACAGAGCUGUGGAACCACAACACUAGCACCCCCUACAGGGCACCAGGGGGAAAGUUCAUCAUCAGGAGCCACCUGAGCCUGGCGCCCCAGGACUGGGCACCGGGGGCUGUUUACACCUGCAGGGUGACCCACACCACCCAGACUCUGGCCCUGAACAUAUCCAAACCAGGUGUCUGUCUGUCUGUUCACUCACUUCUGAUACAAUAACAUUUGCCUGGUACUAGCCUCUUUCUAACCGUAUAUGCUCUGUUUCACCAUUGUAAUAGAGCAUUUCAGUUUGGAUUCCAGGCUAGCCUGUUUCUGCAACUCUUUCUCACUGAAAAUCUGCUCUUUCAUUUUGAGUAGAGCUCCUUGAGGUGGAGGGUGUGUUCUUUGACGAGAACAGGUCUGAUCCCAUCCUGGCGGACACUGCAGAGGAGAACUGGAACAUGGCCUGCAUCUUCCUGGUCCUCUUCCUCAUCUCCCUCCUCUACAGCAUCACAGUCACUCUGGUCAAGGUGAGAGGGAGGAUAUAACCACCUCACAGGUUUUCACAGCCUGGCUUUGAAGUGUAAAGAUAUGUUUGUGAGGUUUGCCUUUUUUUCUUUUAAGAAGAAUGCAUUAUUUUAUCUCUGUGUGUCUUUACUGCUUUGACGCCCUGUUGAAGCACCUGUUGAGUUUCAGGUAUCUAAUGUCAUCCCACACAGAGGGUAUUCAGAUUAUCGUCAUGUUGAAUAUAAAUCAAAUUGGUCUCCCCAGAGGCUAUAUGUUUUUUUUGUUUGUAUUUUGUAUCUGUCACUGCAAUCUCAUUAUCACACUUACUCUCAUUGUAUUGCUGGAUAAGCCACAUUUACACUUGGUGUUCUCACAUCUUAUUCAGCAUCUUGAAUGUAAAACAAGCAUUCCAAGGUUUUCACAUCAACUUAUACUUACUUCCUUUUUAAUUUUUUAUUUCAGACAAAAUGAUGACUUCAGGACACUGGAAGGUUCAACUGGAAAUAAAACCAUUUAUUUCAACCUUUUCUUAUAUAAUCACAACAUAUUUCUUUAUAACAUUGCAUAGAUUGAAUUACUUACGGUCUCCGGUAGCAGGUUUGAUGACAGAGAAGUGUUUUGUGUUUUUUUCCCCCACAAAGACAGACAAUGUUGUGGUGCGCUUACUUGCUCUCAUCUCUUGUUAAUGCAUUAUAGAAUCUUCGAGCAGAGAUAAACAUUUAUGUUUAACCACUAUUAAAUAAAACAUACUCAUGCCAUUACUCUCUAUGAUGAAGUGUUUAGACACCAGUUAUUGCUGAAUUAUCUGCUGAUAAUAAAAUAUUAUUUCAAACGACCUACUUUGUCCUCCUCCCUCUUGUGUGUUAUUUGUAGUUUAUAGUUUUUAAAUCAUGUUUAAAAAUAUAUACCAUUAGUAAGAAUAUAAAUAAUGUUUCAUAUCUGAUUUGACAUAAAUACAUAUAGAGAACAACAUUAAAAUACCACAUAAGUAGGACCAUGCUUUUUGGUUGUUUUUCUGGCACUUUCUACUGGUAUUUCCAGCAUGAUGCACUAGGUUUGCUUCUGGUAGAAAAUCCUAGGAAACGUUCUUUCAUUGACACACGCUUUCUCCAAUCAAUCAAUCACAGUCGUGUUGUGAUUGUGUGUUUGGUGGGGGGAUUCGCCUAAGCCAGGGGAGACCUAGCUCUGUGAAUCUUAAUUACACAAAGCCUAUUAUUUGGCAGGGAAAAUUAUUUGUAGAUCAGCCUCCCCUGGCUUAGGCGAUCCCCCCACCAAACACACACGCACAAUCAGACAUUCAUUGAUUGAUUGAUUGGAGAAAGCUUGUGUCAAUUAAAUAACAUUUCUUAGGAUUUUCUACCAGCAGCAAAAAAUAAUAACCUUUGCUGACAUACACCUUUUGUUUCAGCACUGCAACACCUUUGUUGCCCACUAGAGGACACCACAAGACUGUGGUACAUCUGACUGUGGGCUGGUACAUUUCCCAUGUGAAAGGCCAGUCAUGUGUGGCAAUGGUCACUGGUCUGUAUGCAGAUGCUCACAGGUCAGAAAUCACCUGGAAAUAUUAGCUGGCUGCGUUCAGGGAAGGUCCCCAUGACAACAGAGGAAGAGACAGUUGCAUUAUUCUCAAAAUGUCUGCAUAUGUCUGCAAGAAAAAAUUAAAGCGUGUGAGUGUGAAAAUCUGCGAGAGUGUGUGUUUGCUCAUAUGUCUACGACAUGUGAGUGUGUGUGUGUGUAUGUAAUCUGGAGGGUUUGAAGGAAAUCACAUUGGGGAGGGAAGAGACUGAGUUCACCCAGCCUGGCUGGAUCUCGUGUAAUCUGGCAUCGUCGGUGCUCUGAUUGGCUUAGACCGCCAUGGCUGAGAACCAAUGCUCUGAUGCUGUUGCCGGGACGGAGUCACAGCAUGUUGCCAACCGACGUGCCAUGGGGCUGGCAACAGGGGAGAGGAGGGCACAAUGCCCAGCAGGCUGCCCAUCCAGAAGGGUCUCCCUGUCUGACCACCUCUCUCUCUCCAUCUGA
Messenger RNA from Coregonus sp. 'balchen', 21831 nucleotides. Lineage: Eukaryota; Metazoa; Chordata; Actinopteri; Salmoniformes; Salmonidae. The record is from the annotation of a GenBank genome assembly.